This is a messenger RNA of Polistes dominula (European paper wasp), 1499 nucleotides long. RefSeq names its product programmed cell death protein 10 Ccm3 (gene Ccm3). The record is from RefSeq and is a predicted model, not a curated record. Gene Ontology annotation, biological process: regulation of Golgi organization; positive regulation of MAP kinase activity. Gene Ontology annotation, molecular function: protein kinase binding. Lineage: Eukaryota; Metazoa; Arthropoda; Insecta; Hymenoptera; Vespidae. Gene Ontology annotation, cellular component: FAR/SIP/STRIPAK complex.
UAUACGAAUCUAAAUGUUCUAAAUACUUUCACUUUUGACGUUUGGCAACGCUGUCUUGAAUUGAAGCCAUCAGAAGACAUAAACGAUAAAAAGAAGAAAUAUUAUAACCUUUGGUAUUUUCUCUUACCAGUUAUAAACAAAAUAAAAAGGAUUAAUAGAAAAAAAAUAUAAUAUCCUGUUACAUAGUCAAAUAAUUCUAACAGCAUUAUAUUCUAUUCGUGUAAUAUCGUGACCUAUUAAAUCUAAAUUAUUAAACAUAUGCACGUGUAAGACGUUAUUAGAACUGUCAUUAUUAAGAAAAUAAAUUUAGUGAAAGAUGACAAUGGGCGAUGAGACUCCAAUUACAUCUCUUGUACUUCCCGUUAUAUUACGGCCAAUUUUAAAUAAGUUGGAGAGACAAAAUGUUAUGGCAGCUCAAACUUUAUGCACUGCACUUUCAAAAGCAGAAAAUUCAUAUCCUGGUAUAAUGCACGACCUCAUUCUUGGAAUAAUACAAAGGGCUGAAUUAAAUCUCGAUAUGAACGAAAGCGUUUUACGCUUGCAAGGCGCUGCUUCUGAUUACGACGUUGUUGAGUAUCGGACUGCUAGAUCUGAAGAUGCUUUCCAAGAAUUAAACCGUAAAUCUAUGUCACUGAAAAGAAUAUUGAGUCGUAUUCCAGAUGAAAUAACAGACCGUAAAACAUUUCUUGAAACAAUUAAAGAAAUAGCAAGUGCAAUAAAAAAGUUAUUGGAUGCUGUAAAUGAGGUUGCCGCAUUUAUACCAAGUUCGACGAGAAAACAAGCAUUAGAGCAACGUAAAAAAGAGUUUGUAAAAUAUAGUAAAAGGUUUAGUAACACGUUGAAGGAAUACUUCAAGGAAGGACAAGCAAAUGCAGUAUUCGUGAGCGCGUUAUAUCUGAUACAUCAAACAAACAUGAUAAUGCUCACGGUUAAGGAUAAAUGUGAAUAAAAAAUUCAUAUGGCUCUUCGGGGAUCGUUGGUCUGUGUGAUACCAUAACAAAAUAAUCGAUAUAUACAUAUAUAUAUAUAUAUAUAUAUAUAUAUAUAUAUGUAUGUAUUAUAAUAUUCUAUUAUUGUAGAAUCUAUUUGUUUGAAGAUUAUAUUUAAAUAAUAUGUAUAACGUGAUAAAUAGAUUACCACUAUUUUAUCCACAGUGGUUGCUUCUAAUAGCAGCGUACAAUUAUCAUACAUAUACAUGUUAAAUAAAAAAAAAACUGUUAUCUUAUUAUUAAUAUUACAACUAUUUAUAUUACAUUAGUCGCAGUUAGUUUUUUUUUCUUUUUCGUUUUAUGUUAAACAAAGAAAAAUUGUAAAUGCUUUUACUCGUUAACAAAAAACGAUGAAACAUUUGCGAAGGAAAAAAUGUAUUAGAAAAAAUAUCUUAUUUAAUUGAUUAUAAAGGAAAUGAAUAAAAAAAAAAAGUUAUUUUGUAAAACAAUGCUCGUACAAUGCAAAUAGAUGUAUCUCUUUACAAGAAAAAUAAGAAUUCAUUACGACUA